This is a messenger RNA of Sycon ciliatum, 2201 nucleotides long. RefSeq lists its product as uncharacterized. The record is from RefSeq and is a predicted model, not a curated record. NCBI's taxonomy places the organism in Eukaryota, Metazoa, Porifera, Calcarea, Leucosolenida, Sycettidae. The transcript is spliced from 4 exons. The coding region runs from base 405 to 1856 and encodes 483 amino acids.
GUUACCUUCUCUCGUUCUUUCAUCGGUCAAAUAAAAGACGUAUGUAAAUUUGUGGCUAAGGUUGCGGCACCACCAUUCUGAUCUGCUGACCCAAGCAUUCUUUUGUGCUAACUUUAGCCGAGCAGAUGCCGAAAAUACGCACACCGACGCCCACGCUCCUAGGUCUAUAGGAUGAACUCCACCCAGCUACUGUUUCCGCUGCGGGAGGGAACACAACAGGUGUUGUAGGUGCCUCGUACUCGCAGUUCUAUCAUUAUUUUUGUCAUCAUUCUGGCAAGGCGGUGGUCGCAGAACGCUAGCUAGACGAAAGGGCGCAGGGACUCACUAUAAUUAAAAGUCGGCACGCUAUCUGUAUGGAUAACAUCGUGAUAGACGUGCCUUUGGAAGAUGGUUGAGCGGUAGACAUGGCCAAUAGCGAGCCCAAAGGAGUCCGAGUGUUGGAUGAAGGUGAUCUUGCGAACGCGGCACAUGGCGCUGGAGCAGCAGCCAAUCUAGCCAGUUCGGAAGAGAUUGAUGCACUGUUAGAUCUCUUAGAUCCUGAUGGCCUUAAAGAUCCCGAGCCGACCCUUGCCCAAGAGCGGGAUGUGCGCUUUAACAGGUCGACUCUGCAAGAAGAUCGCGUCAUGAUCACCCAGGUAGCAGCGGAAAGCAAGAAUACAGUCAGAAACACCCGGUGGGGCGUGAACGGAUUUGAAACCUGGCGCGCAGCCGCAGAGAAUCAGGACCGCAAGAUUCCCUCCCUGUAUCAAGCGACAAAAGCUGAACUCGACUAUCACCUGCCAAAAUUUAUCAAUGAAGCUCGGCGACGGGACGGUGCUCCUUAUCCGGCAAACACGCUUUACCAAGUAAUGUGCUCCAUUCAGAGAGAGCUUAGAUCCAGUAGAGCUGACUGUGCGCUUGUGUGCUUUGUCGACUUCAAGCAGCCGUGCAGAGACUUCCCGCGGACAGUUGCGGCUCUGGAGGCGAAAAUGAAGUCGUUGACCCAGGAGGGAUACGGCGACUCUACCCGUCCAGCAGAUGUCCUGACGAUUGAAGAUGAAAGAAGGCUUUGGGAGAAGGGUAUCUUCUCUGCUGAGAGCGCAGGGUCACUCUUGCACACGGUCUUCUACUAUGUCGGCAAACUCUUUGGGCUGGGCCUGCACGAGCAAGAGCAUCUUAUGCUUAGCCAAGUGAUGUUUGGCUGUGACUGCCGUGGAAGGUUUGUAAGUUUGGAUGGCGGUAAAAACAAGGUCCGCCAGGGUGCUCUGGAGCAGCAUAGCGCUGCCUUCGAAUCCGUCCAGCACUAUGACGGCACUGAAGGUGUCGACGUUCAUUUCCUGCACGGUGAGCAGCAGAAGACGGCCACAGUGCCUGUCUUGGGCCUUGUCCACCUGGUUAGCAUGUAUUGUAAUCACAUAGCACAGUUUGCCGCCGAGACAGGUGACACACGCUUCUAUCACAGGCCGCUUGUGAGCAGUGGCAAAGGCUUGCCUUGGUUUAGCAAGCUAUCGGCCGGGCACCACGCUCUGGCAAAGAUAGUGCCCGAGAUUACUAGAGCCGGCGGGUUGCACGGGAACUUCACAUCGGAUACUCCGAAAGCCAGCUGCCCCGUCCAUUUGCUCGCAAAGGACCCGGACGGACAGCCAAUAACAGAAGAAGCAGGGCCGCAGUCGGUCAAUGCUGUGCACGAGCGGGCUGCCGAAGAGCUGAUGAAACUAGAUUCCAACACCCUAGAGCCUGCGGCUAAGCGGUCGAUGAUGAUGAUCACCGGUGACAAUGCCAGUGUUCCCACCGUGAUGCCAGGCAAGCCGUAUUUCCCUGACAUUGACAUAUCUAGUGGCUUUCCACUGCCAAUGGCAGUGUCUAGCAGAACGUGAUUGUCAUUUGACUCUGUUGGAUUGCUACUUGUACUGUCACUGUAUGUUGCAUAACAGUAUAAUCCAACCUUGAGUGGGUACUUGCAAAACAUCCCAGCCUGUUUUAUUUCCCAUGGUAUAACAACGAGAAAAGCAAAGACAAUUAAUAGUACAAUUAACUCGAAAAACAAGCACCACGCGAAAUAUCUAUUGAAUAUACUGGGCGUAAGCGGCACUACUCGAAGUAGUUUGUGUGCAGACAACAGUUAUUGCUCUAGUGCUAGUUGCAACCGCAUUCCUUCUUUCCUUUUACGUUUUUUAACACUUCAGCGUUCGUCCCCGUUUAAUAUAGUGUCAAAUCCUUUG